Messenger RNA from Cladocopium goreaui, 1026 nucleotides. NCBI's taxonomy places the organism in Eukaryota, Dinophyceae, Suessiales, Symbiodiniaceae. The record is from the annotation of a GenBank genome assembly.
AUGGUUUGGUGCACACCAAUUUCUGGAGAGGAUGCUGGUGGCAAGAUACUGGUGGAGCAGCGACUGCUACCACAUCCCGAUGUGGUCUGCUGGAGUAGAGACCACUUUGCAACAGCCCUCAUCGCAGGGAUUGGGCUGGGAGUUUGGUGUGCUUUGGUUCCCAUCCUUCUGUUCUUGCGGAUCUACAACCUGAAGGACCGCCAGAGCCCGGAGAACUUCCGAAGGUAUGGCUAUUUCAUUGAAGGCUAUGAGCCGCAAUUCUGGUGGUGGGAUAUCCUGGUGAAGCGUACUGAUAUUGGACUCAUGAACUUGGUUACUUACACUUCUGUAGCAGAUGAUGAGAAGGCCAAGCUACUCUUAUUUCCAUUCAUCUCUGGGGGGAUGUUGGCUGUUGCAGCCUGGUGCAAGCCAUUUGCCAACACGCAAGCGGAAAUCCUGGACUUCCUGGAAAUGAGCCUGUUGAGCUUUCGAUUUGUCCUCUUCAGUGCUGUUUGCAUGCUGCUGAUUUUUAAUCCAUCGCCGGAAGCAACCUACGCUGUGGCCGGAACUUUGGCCCUCCUGCUUGCGGGCAUUUGCGCAUAUUUCGGAUUGCAUGUCCUGGUUCAAAUUCUUCGAACAACUGCAGAUGAGAGCAGUGAGGAAGAAGAUUUUGAGACUCCGAAAACAGGAAAGACGGGCUUGUCACAAUCUCAGGCUGAAGCCAAGAAGAAGAAACAGAAUCCGCUGGUGAGAUUCAUAGGCCUUCGGUUUGCAAAAUGCUCUUGUGACGGCAAUGUGAAGAAAAGGGUCGUCGACUUGGCACUUCCUCUCUUCCAGGAAUCAGAAGAUGAAAAGCUGUUGGUUGAGUGGUCUGUGCAGAACAACAGCUGCAAGUUGGUCUCUGCAGCGAUAGUUCAUCACUCCCAGAAACUGCUCGUUCAGAGUAGCUCUGGCCGUGCAGUAGCAAUGGCCAAAGGUGCAAGAGCUCAACUCUUGCGCUUUGGUGCUGCAUACCAGAAACGAACAAUCACCAAGGCAUGGAGAUGA